Molecule: messenger RNA, 390 nt
Organism: Podarcis muralis (Common wall lizard)
Lineage: Eukaryota; Metazoa; Chordata; Lepidosauria; Squamata; Lacertidae
Source: RefSeq, a predicted model, not a curated record
GCAGGAGCGCAUUUCCCCUCCAGGAUGAUCGCGACGCGCCUCCCCGGACGGUCGCCGCGGAGCAGCAGGCAGGCGCCUGGAUGGGGCCCCCCAACAAUGCCACGCCAGGGCUGCGGCUGCUUAGGCCUCCAACAGUGGUCGGUCAAUUCCACACACUCUUCUUUGGCUCAGUCCGAAUGUUUUUCCUUGGUGUUUUGGGUUUUGCUGUCUACGGCAAUGAAGCCUUACACUUCAGCUGUGAGCCAGACAAGAGGGACAUUAAUCUAUUCUGUUACAACCAAUUCAGACCUAUAACCCCACCGGAUCAUCCUUGAAGUUGUGGCUUUUUGGCUUCAGAGUCAGCUCUUUGGUUUCCAAGUGAAUCCACUCUACAGAUGUGAUGCAGGAGCC